Engraulis encrasicolus (European anchovy) is the source of this 2160-nucleotide messenger RNA. It is a transcript of the gene ccng1, whose product is annotated as cyclin G1. Bases 181 to 1077 code for a protein of 298 amino acids. Gene Ontology annotation, biological process: mitotic cell cycle phase transition; regulation of cyclin-dependent protein serine/threonine kinase activity. The transcript has 6 exons. Gene Ontology annotation, cellular component: nucleus; cytoplasm; cyclin-dependent protein kinase holoenzyme complex. Gene Ontology annotation, molecular function: cyclin-dependent protein serine/threonine kinase regulator activity. The record is from RefSeq and is a predicted model, not a curated record. NCBI's taxonomy places the organism in Eukaryota, Metazoa, Chordata, Actinopteri, Clupeiformes, Engraulidae.
CUGCGCUCUGGUGCCUGACGCCAAGGGUUAGGGGUGUGCAGGGACUGCUCAAAAGAUUGCUUUAAACCUGAGUACAUAUUGUAUGUACUUUUUGUUUUAGUUUUGUUUAUCAAGCUGUAUUUUUAAUUUCCUUUUAAGUUUCCCCCCGCAUUUAGUGCAACCCAACAGAGAUCCAGGAAGAUGAUUGACACAUUGCCAGGACCAACACUGCCAUUUGCUGUUCAGCUCAAGAACUUUGUUGACCAGGAGGGUCGAUUCCAGCCCAAACUAAGUGGCCUGAGACUCAUCGAGACAGCCCAGGACAAUGGGCUCAGGAUGACGGUCAAACUGAGGGAGUAUGAAGUGAGAGACCUUCUCUCCUUGACCCGUUUCUUUGGAUUCAGUUCGGAAACAUUCUCUCUCGCUGUCAGCCUGCUGGAUAGAUUCCUUGCAGUGAUGAAGAUCCAGCCCAAACACCUGACCUGCGUGGGCCUGUGCUGCUUCUACAUUGCCAUCAAGUCCUCGGAGGAGGAGAAGAACGUCCCUCUGGCCAACGACCUGAUCCGCAUCAGCCAGAACCGCUUCACGGUGUCGGACAUGAUGCGCAUGGAGAAGAUCGUCCUGGAGAAGCUGUGCUGGAAGGUGAAGGCCCCCACCGCGCUCCACUUCCUGCGGCUCUUCCACGCCCGCAUCCAGCAGCAGGUCACAGGAGACAGCAAAAACGUCCUCAACCUCGACAGACUUGAGUCACAGCUGAAAGCAUGCCAUUGCUGCUUCGCCUUCUCCAAAGUUAAGCCAUCUCUGUUGGCGUUGGCCGUGCUGGCCCUUGAGGUCCAGGAAGAGUACGAGUACAGCAGUGCCGAAGGCCUUCUGGAGGCCCUGCAGGACAUCCAGAAGCACCUUGGUGUCAAAGAUGGUGACUUGCUGUGCGUGAGGGAGCUGGUAUCAAAGUGCCUCAUCGAGUACUCGUCGAGGCGGUGCUCGAGACCCAACGGCCAAAAGCUCCGCUGGAUCAUCUCCGGCAGAACGGCCAGGACGCUGAAGCACAGCUACUACAAGAUCACCCACAUGCCAACCAUCCCCGAGUCCGCCUGUUGAGAUGCGAUGGUGUUGAGCAACUGACAUGCCAAGCACUGAGCCAGCUUUUUUUUUUCUUAAACUUUUUUGUUUGUUUGGUAACAUUGUAAACGUGGCUCUUGUGUUGUCUGCUUGCCCAGCACCAUCUCUUACACGCCCCUUUCACUAAGUGCCUCUCCAGGAGCUGCUGUAACUGUCCCAGCAUCUGAUAAAGUCGCUACACACGACCAAUCAUGGCUGGGGCUGUUACAUAGGGUGCAGCUGUUGGAGUUGACUCACUGAGAGGGUUGUAACCUAUAGGAAAGUUUUUCUGUUUGUUUUCCCCCCUGGCUUUAUCGCUUUUUUUUUCGCUCUCUCUUUCUAGUGUUCUUUAUUUAUUUUAGAUCUGCACUGACUGGUGAUAAUCUAGUUUAGAGUGGGUUGGAAGGCAACGCUCCCUUAGCUGGAGUGUUGGCCGCACUAAUGUACAGUAUGUUCUCUCCUGAAUCUGCGCUCUGCGAUUGGCGCCGGUUUUUGUUUUAAAGCAAUUAAAAAGUAUGGAACCGCCUAGGUCCUCAGUCCACCAUGUGGAAGAGGAGGGAGAAGGGUUUUGUGAACAUCGUUGAAACAUCAGGGAACCAAGAAAUCAGGCCCAAAACCCUUAACUUCCACCCUAGGCUGCUGAACUGUCUUAAUGCACACUCCUACCCAAGGUGAAUUUAAAAUGGAAAAAAACUUACGUGAAGGUUUUUUUUUUUUUUUUGGCCUAGCCAUCUGAGUGAAGUUGGCUAUGAUGCAUGUUUUGUAACUUUUUUUUUUCUUUUUUUUAUUUCUUUUUAACGUGUUGGAUCACAUACUAAGUUAGCUACAGGUACUAACAGCGCGUGUGAAAUUCAAUAUGAUUUGAGAAUGUAUGGAUGGACAACUUACAACCAAUAAAGUAGUUGGCUGAAGGAAGACUUAACCAAUCUGAGUUCUGUUUUCCAAUGAAUAAUGGUUUUUUGAAAGGAAAUGGCAUGUUUUUGACUGUCAGUUUCAUUCAGUGAUCGCUGGAAAAGCCUGCAAACAAAUCAUUUAGAAGCUUGUUUCAACUGUACCUUUCAAUAAAAGUUUUAUUGAAAAGCA